AUGAAAUCUGCUCCGUUAAUGCUGGCCGGACUGGCCGGACUGACCAGCCUGGCCGUUGCUGGGCCAAUCAACGGGCGGCAAGCCAGGCCAACCAAAGAAGAGCUUUUUGUCCGCACGACUUAUCCUCCCACAAAAACUGACGUGCAGGCUCCCUUUGAGGCCGAUAUCCGUGUCGACACGAACCGCGAUGGCGUGGUAGACGUCCAGGGCUCAUCUGAUACAGAAGGCAAGAACAAGUGUACUGAAACAUCCGGCGCCAUUUUCCUCGCCAACCUUGGCGACUCGGGUGGCCGGUGCAAGCAACUCGGCCCAUCAAAGAACCCUAGAACACCGCGGGCGACGCUCGCCAAGUGCCACGAUGCCGAUGGUGACGAGCAGCACGCUCCCCAGAACAUGGCCCCAAUCCUUACCGUCCCCAUCCAGGGGCUAAGCAAGUCGGCCACGGCUACCGUGACGGUCUCAGAUGCCCAAGUACGCCCUCUAGUGCGUAUUUUCGUCGCUCGUAGCGAUGGCAGCUGGGAGAUUGUCAACAACAAUACGGUCUUCUCUGCUGAGGAGAUCAAAAAAGGGCUUACGCUAGGUAUUGAUGCUCGCGACACUCGACGUGCCGGCGGCUGGGAUGGCCGAGUAAGCGUCGACUUUACUAUCAAGGAUGGAGGGGCAACAUCCAAGGACACAGUUUGUCUACGCGUCGCCCCCGUGCUCCUCCAACACCAUCGCCAGCCCGUCCAGAAGGUCUUCGCAUCCUCCUUUCCCGGAUUAACGGGGAAGAUGAAAGCCCUUGUUGAAGGGAUCAUGAAGGGCAUUGAAGACAGUAUGCAAAAAGCUCAGGUUCCAGGCCCUUUGACUAGGCUACCUACCAAGGAUCUAUGGGCGCAGGACUACUUCGAGCCCGGAUACACAAGCAUGCCAGGACCAAACGGCACCGUCAUCUCACUACGUGUGAUGAUAGAGGGUAGACGCAACUACUUCGACUCAGCACGCCUUAUAUACACACAUCUUCGCGGCGACGGCGUGGGCGGGUUCAGAGCCCAGUCACGGGACGACUUCAAUCCGUGGGACGAACCCUUCGAGGCCGGCGGCAACAUGGAGACGAUUCCGCCCUACGAGUUCAAUGGCAAAAAGUUCCCGGCUGGGCGUGUUGUGGUAGGCGGCAAUGCGGCCAGAUUACCCCGUAUCGUCGACUUCUUCCGCGCCCAGGAGACGCAGGACCCUAUCGUCCUGGACUCGACCUGGCUCUCCGUCAAGCACGUUGACGAGAUGAUCCAGUUUUUACCUGCUAAGACGAAACGCGGCUGGAUCAUGAUGGCCGUCGAUCCACAGAUGGGCUUGACGCAGCUCCGUCAGGCCCAGAAGUACGGCUUCGGCGGCCAGCCUGUUAUCAACCAGCAGAAGGUCAAGUCGGGCCCAACAAUUGACGAGUUCCUCGCUCGACGGUCUAAUAUCAAGGCAACCGAGAUGAGUGCCAAGUACAUGAAGGCCAACAUUGAGCACAUAAAGAACGAAACGGGCCUUACCGACGCCGAGAUCUUUCUCCUGCCCAUGCUUGUGGGCGUCGACGAUGAAGUUCAUCAUUAUAUUCGACCCAGCUCCAAGCGCCAAAGAAGUGUCGUCGAGCGCCGAGACAACGAGACGAACUCAGCGUCGAGCCAGGAGGGGCUCGACGCUGAGUUCUUUGAGGAUAUCGACAUACACGGGCCUGGAGGGGACUCGGACCACGACACGACCACCGUCCAGCGCCGUCAAUGGCAGCCAUCGAAGCCUGUGCAUUUCGACUCGUAUCUUCCCAGUCUGGUUAAUGGCGUGCCCUUGUCCUACCGGCACGUCCUAGUGCCUAAGCCAUUUGGCCCCCUCAUUAACGGCCACGACAUAUUUGAGAUUGUAACUAAAAGUGUGUACAAAAAGGCUGGCGUCGCUAUCGUACACUUUCUUGACGGCUGGCAGUUUCACAAAUACAGCGGAGACUUCCACUGCAUGACCAAUACAUUCCGUGAUACUUCAGCGCCAUGGUGGUUGAAGCCCUUGUAG
This is a messenger RNA of Metarhizium album ARSEF 1941, 2028 nucleotides long. Its product is annotated as Protein-arginine deiminase. Gene Ontology annotation, cellular component: cytoplasm. Gene Ontology annotation, molecular function: calcium ion binding; protein-arginine deiminase activity. The transcript has a single exon. NCBI's taxonomy places the organism in Eukaryota, Fungi, Ascomycota, Sordariomycetes, Hypocreales, Clavicipitaceae. The coding region runs from base 1 to 2028 and encodes 675 amino acids. The record is from RefSeq and is a predicted model, not a curated record.